UUUUUUAUUCUUCCUUUACUUCUUCAUUUGUUCAUAAAUUUCUUGCAUCAGACUAGUUUCCCCAAAUUUUCAUCUCUAGUAUUUUGCUUUCUCUACCUUCUUCAAACUCAGUUGCACAAGAUCCUUCUUUUAUCACUUAUCAUGGCUUCUACUUCUUCCGCUCCUCCCAAUCAGUGGAAGACAUGGGAUGUUUUUAUUAGUUUUAGAGGCGAUGAUACACGUUAUAAUAUUCUCUCCCAUCUCUCUAAAGCCUUGAAGGACAAACAAAUCAAGGCCUUUACGGAUGAAGAGCUUCGUAAAGGAGAAGAGAUCUCAUCAGAGCUCUUGAAAAUAAUCCGAGAAUCAAGUAUCUCAAUAGUCAUUUUCUCUGAAAAUUAUGCAGAUUCUCCAUGGUGUUUGGAUGAGCUCGUUGAGAUACUUAAAUGCAAGGAAGAAUCAGGACAGAUAGUUCUACCAGUUUUUUACAAAGUAGAUCCGACUGAGGUUCAAAAGCUGACAGGGAAUUUUAGGAAGGCAUUUGCUAUUGCUGUGCUUGAAGAAGUACUGGAUAAAGACAGUCUUCAAAAGGUGGGCAACUGGAAGCGUGCUUUGAUGGAAGUAAGCAACUUAUCAGGAUGGGAUUCACAGAAAAUCAAGUCUGAGGCCGAAUUAGUUUAUGGAAUUGUCAAUGAUGUUUUGAUCAAAUUUAGCGAUAUGUCUAAAAGUGAUGAUUCUUGUGAUCGCAACUUGAUUGGAAUUAAACUGCGUGUGGAAGAAGUGGAACAGUUGUUAAAUGAGAAGCAGAUUGUAGGAAUUUGGGGGAUGGGAGGCAUUGGUAAAACAACUAUUGCACAAGAAGUAUUUCAUCGAAACAAGAAUAAAUUUGAUGGUCAUUAUUUCGUUGAAAAUGUUAGGGAAACAAUGACAAAGCAAUCAUCAAAUUCAGUGCGAGUCAAAAUCAUUCAACAAUUAUUAAGGGACAAACAUGUAGACAGUUUGAAUGAUUCUACAAGGAGAAGGCUUAAGAGUAAGAAGGUAUUGAUUGUUUUUGAUGAUGUAGAGGAUCGAAACCAUUUAAAAGAUUUAGCAGGAGAGUGUGAUUUGUAUGGUGAGGGAAGUAGAAUCAUCAUAACUAGUAGAGAUUCAUAUGUACUUAAUUCUGAUUUUUCAGAGAAAGUCGUAUAUGAGGUUGAGAAGUUAAUUGAUUCUCAAAGUAUGGAACUCUUUAGCUUGCAUGCCUUCAAACCAAAUCUUCCUAACGAAAAAUAUUUGGAGCUAUCAAAGAAGGUGACAAUCUAUGCUAGAGGCAAUCCACUAGCUCUUAAAGUUUUGGGAUCUCAUUUAUUUCGCAGGACGAUAAAAGAAUGGGAAAGUGAAUUGGAAAAAUUGGAAGGCAAAUCUCUUAAGAAAAUUCAAGAUGUUUUGAAAACAAGUUAUGAUGGGCUAGAAAAGAGUGAACAGGAAAUAUUUCUUGAUAUUGCAUGUUUCUUCAAAGGGAAAGAUAAAGAUGAGGUUGAGAGAAUAUUAAAAGCAUGUGGUUUCUAUCCAGAAAGUGGAAUACCUCGUCUAAUUGAGAAAUCUCUUAUAACUAUUUCAAACGGUGCGGUAGAUAUGCAUGACUUGUUAGAGCAAAUGGGCAAGGAUAUUGUUAAUGAGGAAUGCAAACAGCUUGGAAGGCGCAGCAGGUUGUGGAAUUAUGAAGAUAUUAAUCAUGUAUUGAUAACAGAAACAGAAACGGGAACCGAAAAUGUUGAGGCCAUAUCGUUUCGUCCAGGUGAGAGAGUUAUUUUGAAGCUUUUGAAGCUAAGUGCCACAGCCUUUGCGAAGAUGUGCAAUCUUAGAUUCAUCGAAGUAUGUACAAAGUGGAACAAAGUGCUCCUUCCUAAGAACUUUGAGUUUUUUGCACAAGCAGUAAGAUAUCUUCACUGGGAUUAUUAUCCUCUAGAAUCUUUGCCACUAAACUUUUGGCCAAAUAAUCUUGUUGAACUUCAUAUGCCUUAUAGCAAACUCAUACAACUGAGGAAUGGAGGAGAUAAGUGUACAGCACUCGAGAGUCUUCCAAGCAGCAUUGGCAAUUUGAAACGUCUUGAAGAACUUGAUCUAGUUGAAUGUUCAAGACUCGUGACUAUUCCAAGCAGCAUAGGCGAGUUGAAAUGUCUUGAAGAACUUCAUCUAGCUGAAUGUUCAAGACUCGUGACUAUUCCAAGCAGCAUAGGCGAGUUGAAAUGUCUUGAAAAGUUAUUUCUCCGGAAUUGCUCAAAUUUAGCAAGUCUUCCUGAAAGCAUCAAACAACUUUCGAAGUUGAAACUGCUUAAUUUAGAAAGUUGCGAGAGACUUAAAAGUUUACCAGGGCUUCCAUCAUGCUUAAAAUUAUUAAAAGCAAUUGAUUGCCACUCUCUGGAAUCUGCAUCAAUUUCUUUCAAUUUCUUAGAACAUGAAGAUGAAAAUGAAGAAGCAGAUAAAAGUGAAUAUGAAAAUGAAGAAGCACAUAAAAGUGAAUCUGAAGAUUGCAAAUUUCUUGAUUUUAGUAAUUGCGUCAAAUUGAAUAAGAAAGUAAUGGAGGAUGUUUUUGAAGCGCACCUGUUGGGUCAGAAAGUUACAUUAUUGAUGGCAGGAGGUGAAGUGCCAGAAAGGAUGAGGUAUAAGAAUAAAGGAUCCUCGCUUUCCUUCAAACUUGACCUUCGUCACUUAAUUGCCUUCUCUUUCUGCGUUGUUCUUCGUCCCAGAAGUCGUUUAAUCGAUUUUGCUGAAUUUGAAGUGGAUUUCAUAUGUGAAUCUGGAAAUAGGCGGGAACGUAAUGCGUUCAACUUAUUUAGCGAUGAGGACAUCGCGAAUUGGAAUGGAGUGUGGGGUCCAUCCUAUAUAUAG
Hevea brasiliensis (rubber tree) is the source of this 2847-nucleotide messenger RNA. Its product is annotated as disease resistance protein TAO1-like. Bases 142 to 2847 code for a protein of 901 amino acids. Gene Ontology annotation, molecular function: ADP binding. The transcript is spliced from 4 exons. The record is from RefSeq and is a predicted model, not a curated record. Gene Ontology annotation, biological process: defense response; signal transduction. NCBI's taxonomy places the organism in Eukaryota, Viridiplantae, Streptophyta, Magnoliopsida, Malpighiales, Euphorbiaceae.